This is a messenger RNA of Cuscuta campestris, 984 nucleotides long. Lineage: Eukaryota; Viridiplantae; Streptophyta; Magnoliopsida; Solanales; Convolvulaceae. The record is from the annotation of a GenBank genome assembly.
AUAGCAAUAUUCUUUCUUCCUAUAAUUAUAUAUAUACAUAAUUUCUCCUCAAGAACAACCCAGCAAUCACGUCUGAGGCAUACUAUUUUCUGAGAUUCAGCCUUCUUUUUGUUUUUUGGUUCAAUACGUGUCAAUGACCAUCCAUCCACUGUCCAAGAUCACUCCAAGCAGUGAAAGUUGGAGGAUCAUGGGAACUACGAUACAUGCCACUGUCCGGAGAAGUUUAGUUGGAACUUUUGAGAAGCGGAUAAAGGAAGGGUCUGUGUAUGUCUUUGCCUAUUUUGGCAUCGGCAUUAGCAGUGGAUGUAAUCGGACCACUCGACAUGAGUUCAGGCUGAAUUUCCAACCAAGAACCACUGUUACUUGAAAACGUUGGAUGCUUGCUGCUCCAUAAAUCAUGUUCGGAGAUGUUGAAAUAUUCUGAGAACCUGCCGGGAGGAGACAUACAACCGAGUGUCUUUAAUAAACUAUUGAUAGAUAAAUCGUAUCUUUUCAAAGUUGAUGUUAGUCGUACACACCGCAAUGAGUUUGAUCCUUCCUAUAAUGUCAUUGACAUUUGUUUUGAUGAGAGAACCAUCUCGCAAUUCAAGGAAAGGAACUCAACGUUUUUCUUGGCCCAGACAUAUGUGACUUUGGGACUUUCAACUGGGGAAAAAUCCUCGCAGCACACCUUCUCAAUGGGUGAAGCAUCAUCAUGUGUGAAGAAUUUAAUUGAAGAUUUUGUGGAAUCAAAGGAUAAUCACGAUGAUAUCACAGGCUCUACUAUUGACAAAAGAAUGAAAGAAGUUGAACAUUGUGAUAGAGACGGUGAAGAACCAAGCAAGAAGAUGAAGACCGUUAAAAUAGAGAAAAAUUAAUACUAGAAUUAAUAUGUGACCUUGAGAGUAUUGUUAUUCUUUGUGUUCUAUUUAUGACUUAGACAUAUUAUAAUUUAUAAUUCUUGGAUUCUUUGUUGUUUGAAUUUAAAAAAUUGCAAUUUGGUGG